This is a messenger RNA of Monoraphidium neglectum, 1635 nucleotides long. RefSeq lists its product as hypothetical. The transcript is spliced from 5 exons. Gene Ontology annotation, cellular component: SCF ubiquitin ligase complex. Gene Ontology annotation, biological process: SCF-dependent proteasomal ubiquitin-dependent protein catabolic process. Lineage: Eukaryota; Viridiplantae; Chlorophyta; Chlorophyceae; Sphaeropleales; Selenastraceae. The record is from RefSeq and is a predicted model, not a curated record. The coding region runs from base 1 to 1635 and encodes 544 amino acids.
AUGACCCUCUCGCAGCUGCUGCUGUCUGCGUCCCUCCGCCUGCCGCCGCGCGGCGUGCGGCGGCUCGUGCUUACGCAUGCGGGGCGGCGCGUCGGCGGGCUGGGGAAUCUGACCGCGCAGCUGCCGGGGUUUGUGGAGGUCGAGCUGUCAGGAUGUGGGUGCGCGUUGGCUGGCCUCGGCGCGCUGCUGUCGCCGCUGCCGGCGCUCUCCUCAGUCAGCCUCUCGCGAUGCGGCCUUGGCGGCGGCGGCGCCGCCGGCGGCGCCGGCGCGCUCGCGCCGCUGGCGUUCGCCGGCGCGUCGCUGACUGAGCUGCGGCUGUCCUUCGUCGCGCUCGGGCCCGAGGGGCUGGCCGGCCUCUCCGCGCUGCCGCGCCUGCGGCGGCUGGCGCUGCGCGGCGUGCGGCAGCCGCGGCUGCAGUUGCGGCACGUGUCGGCGCUGGGGUCGCUGGAAGAUCUGGAGAUCUCGGGCGUCGAGACGGCCCCCCUUCUAGAAGGUGCGGGCGGCGAGGGGGGCCUUCAGGCGGCGGGAGGCCAGGGGCCGCACGGCGGGGAUCUGGGUGGUGUGGGAGAUCUGGGCGUGGCUGCGGGGCUGGUGGCGGACGAGGAGGGGGCGGAGGGCGCUGUCGCGGCAGAGCAGCCGCCCGCGGUUCAGUUGGCUGGGGCCGCGGGCGGCGGCGGCACGGGGCCCGAGGCGGCGCACCUGGACGACCUCGCCGCGGCGCUCUCGCGGCUGCGGGGCCUGCGGCGGCUGAGGGUGCGGCGGCUGCGCGGCACGGGGGGCGCGGUGGAGGGCGCGCUGGCGGAGCUCUCAGCGCUGACGUCACUGGCGCUGGAAGACGCUGACCUGGCGGACGGCGCGCUGCCUCUCUGCUGGGCCGCGUGGGCGUGCGGGCUGGUGGAGCUUAAGGUCAGGAGCUUCUGCUACGCGCGCCCGUGGCCCGGCCCGCCCCUGGCCGCACUCACGCGCCUGGAGGCCGCCGGCGCCUUCCGCGCCCCGGAGCGCUUCCUCGGGGGGUUCGCGCCAAACCUCGGACUCCUGGACGUCGGAGGGAUCGACUGGGGCCGCGGCCCGCCCGCCGCCGGCUUCUCCUUCGGCACCGCCGGCGACGGCUGCGGGCUGCACACGCUGCGGCCGCCGCCGCCGCCGCCGCCGUCGCCAACCCUGACCAUGGAGCAAGAGGGGGACCGCGCGGCGCUGCUGCUGCGGCUGACGCGCUGCUCGUCGCUGCACCUGGCGCACCUGGGCAGCCGGCGGCUGGCAGGGGUGCUGCCGCAUGCGCUGUGCUUGUGGACUGGCCUGCGGGAACUCAGCCUGGAGCGCGUGACAAGCGGGCUGGACGACACGGCCCUGCGCCUGCUGCUCGCGCCGCAUGCGUCCACGCUCGAGGCGCUGUCGCUGGUCGGGUGCCGCGGGGUGACGUGGCGCGGCGUCCGGGCGCUGGGCGCGCUCCAGCGGCUGCGGCGGCUGCGGCUGGCGCACCAGUACGAGGUCACCACAGCCUCCGUCAUCGCCGCCGCGCGCGCCUGCGGGCUGACGGAGCUGCACCUGUCUGACCUCUUCGCCUCCUGCUCAUGCCACGGCGGCGCAAGCUGGCGCGCGCACGCGGCAGACGCAUUCGCCCUGGGGGCGCACUGA